AAUAGUCGAUGAGAAUCUACAUUAUUUCAAGGUGUUACACAGGUAAGUAUUAUUUUCGAUCUCUUGAAAUAACUCUCUUUAAUCUUUUCUCUCGUGUUUUUUUGAUAUUUUAAAGGGGAGUGCACAGUAAGGGUAUUAUCGACAUUCUUCGUUUUUCUUAAAUUCGUGGAAUAAAAACAACUCAAGUUUUCUGGAGCAUAAACUCGUGCUUAUUUCAUCUGGUAGCCGGCACUUUAUUUUGUUACUCAAUUCGAAUUUUUCAUUCAAUCAUGGUCCGCGGUGUUUUAUCAAACCAAUUCAGAAUUAGAAGGCCAGUUGUACGAUAAACCAUUUCAAACGCAAAUUAACUGCCGGAUUUUGGUGUCUCUACAACAAACCAUCUACAUCAAUGAUAUUUUGCAUUUGCAUACAGUUAUAAAUAAUGAAUUGUGGCCUCGCGCCCCGCGGGAAAACAGAAAGAAUAUGCCUCGUCUGCUGUUGCAAAAAACUCCUGCUUCUUUCUUGUUCUGCGAAAAGUUUUAAUUAACUGAUAUAUUCACGAUGUUAUUUUCAAGAGCACUGGACGUAAAACAGCAGCUCAUAAUUGCAAUCGAUCUCUGCUGCUGUUCAAGAGCGACUUUUCUCUUCAUCUGGAUUAUGAUCACGUAUGCGAGAAUCAUGGCGCCACAAUUCAUAAAAUCAGUCAAUAAAUUUGGAGUUUUUAGAAAUCGCGUCUCGUGCGUAGUCCAAAACUUAAGUACAAUUUGUUACCACUUCAAGCGAAUAUCGAGGGUUCUCAGAAAUUAAAAAAUUUCGUCUUUGUAUUCAAUAAGUUUAGGGCUCACCUCACUAAGUUUCCUUCACUUGGAAAGGAACCCACACAAUUUAAACUGGUAUGAAAAAUUCAUAAAAUUCGCUAUAAGUGUUUGAAAAAAGCAAAUUCUAACAAUCUAGGAUUCAAUGAAACCCUUCAAAUAAUUAAAAUUUAUCAAACAAGCAAAAAUGUUCCUCUAAAAGACAAUAUCUGUAAUUUGUUUCAUCGUAACAGUUGCUUAAAAUCACCUCCCUGUAUUCUUUUGGAUGUUUCUCACUCAUUAACAAGAUUUGACACUCAGUGACCUACUAUAAAGUCGGCUAGACUCAAAGGAGACAAGCGGAAUACUUAGGGUUUAAUAUUGCUUGUUGGACUUCGCAUCGAAAGAAUUGGGUUCGAGUCCAUGUCUGUUCUGUGUGUUGGGUUCUUUGUCGUUGCAUUAAACUCUCACUAUGCCUAUCUCCAUCCAGGAAUAUAAACGAAAAUAGAAAGCAAUAAUCUCUCCGAGACCUUUAAAACAAACUUUGAAACCAAAAUGACUUUAAUACCGACUGAAAUACAACUUAAUAUUCCAAAUUCUGUGGUAUUCAAAAUUAGUUUCUAGUGUUUCUAUAGAUUCUCGUCGCGUCCCUUUGCAAAUUGAUACUCGGGCUAAAUCCACUUGGAGUUUAUUUCGAACUACAUUCUAAGACAGACUCGCACAUGCAAAAUUUUGUGGAAGGCCCAUUGAAAUUACAACAGAAAUCAAGUUGUCGCUUUUUCUAAACAAUGCAUAAGUUUCCCACUUUCCCUUUUUUUCAACUGUUCAUCGAAUGAUGAGAUUAUUUUUGUUCAUGUAUUUUCACAAGCACAAUGUUGCUUCCGAGACAACUGCACCCGUAUGAAAUCGUUUGGCAACAUAUAGAUUGGAAUCACAAUAACCACAUUGAAUCUGAUGACAGUGCACUUUGAAACAACCAUUAUGAUUUCUAGCACCCAAUAUUUUCGGCGGGACUUAUCAGUCUUGAUAAGUCACUUGAAUGAUAUAUUUUUCCUAUAGAAAUGACAUCUAUGAAUGCUUGAUCAAUUUGAAUCUUUACGGCGCGCAACAGCUUCAUCUCGUGUGGUGCAAGCUGUGGCUUUAAGAGGCUAGAGGUUAUUCAUUCCUUGAUCACAGCAUGAAUGCAAAGAGCCCUUUACUAAUGCAAAGACCUUCAAAGGCAACUUUGGAACUGAUGUAACCUCCAGGCAAGUUUUCGUUUAGAUCUGCAAGUAGUACAUGAAGAAAAGGUUUUUCUUCUCAAAUCUUCAGCCCAGCUUAUGAGGUAAAUUCGUUAUUUUAACUUUACGAACAUUUAAGCACCUUCUUCGAAGUGAACACGAAUAUUUUUUAAUUAUUUAGUAAUGCCUAUCACCAAGAACAACACAGUUAGAUUCGACUUUCACGUUAAAAAACAAGGAACCAUUUUUGAAAACUUCCUACAGGGUUUCGCGGAUUCACAGAUGAUUUGUCCAAUCAGAGAGAGAAAUGUCGUGUGAACAUUUUGGGGUUGCUUAGUAGCCUAGAUGUUGCCAAGUAACGUGUUCGAUCAGAUUACUGAGUGAAUAUUUAGUGCCCGUAGUUCUGCUGACCGUCCUUUUCAGCUGACAUUACCAAUUAGGUGGAAAUCAUCAUUGAUCAAGACACUCCGGAAAAAAAAGAUAUUUGUUGUGAAAAACAGGAAAGCUUCCCUGGGAUAAGGAAAUCACUUUGGCAGAACACAAAUUUGACAAACUUGCAACUGUUUCUCAAUUGCAAUAAAUUUUUCCAUCUGCCCAGAAGUCGUCACCAAUCAAAUGCAAAUAAACAGUAUUUAUUCACUAUUUCCUGAGUGAUCUAUCCAUUAAUUAAAUUGAAAAUAUGAACCUUUUGCGCCAAAAAUAUAACUAUGUUUGUAUGGCCUGAGUCUGACAUUAUAAAUCACCUUCUACACCAGUUUCAAUUUUCAAAGGAUCCAUUUUCUCGGUGCCUCAAAGCUGUCCACAGUGGAUCAGAUAAAUCGAACGUCGCAAAUUUCUUUCAAUUAGUUGGCAUAUGCUGCUAGGAUUUGGAAUAACAAUCAGGUUCACAAGCUUUCAUUAUUCAAGGCUACGAUAGUUGUGUAAGUUGAUUUUUAAUUUUGUCUGAUUACAGUAUUUUUUGGCAGCAAGGAGGGAAUAAGAAUGGACAAUAUCAGGAAGAAAAGAUAAUUUGAUCCAUCCUCAUAUCAUGGUUGUCUUUCUAUAGUUUGCCCUGCAGUUCGUUUUUAUGAGUGAAUAAAUUCGUCAAAGAAAGAUUUUUCCCGCCGGCAAAUCACUCUCGAAUAAUCUUAAUAACUUGCAAUCUACUACAAAGUAGGCGCGUACGCUUUAGGAUCUCUAUGAUGUAUUAAAAAUCUUGCAAAGCGACUCGUGUCGAAUGUGUACAUAGUGCUUAUCACUUUUCAAGUUCGAACGCGCUGAUUUGCAUUUAUGAACACUUUAAACCUUCAAAUAGGGAUUGAGACGUCCUGGAAAAAUGUAACUUCAAAGAAGGAUUCUGAUCUCGCGGUGAGGGAAAAACGAGGUCAAUCACAGAUAUUUUUUUGGGUAAAUCAAUUUUCUCCGGUUUUCUAUGAUAUCAAUCACCUGAAGUAAAGUGGAUGUGACCGGAUAAGCGCGUCGAUUUCAUAUACAUUUCAACUUGACAAGCCGGUUACUAAUAUCAAACAGCUCAAAUUUAUUUCGCUGGGUCAGGUGCAAUAUUAAAAAUACAGAAAGUCAGGGAUUGUUUCAUAUUCUGUCCGAGAUAUUUUUUCAGCAAGUGACUAUUCUUGGCCCUUAAGUACUUUGCAAAUUUUGAAUUUUUAUUUCCCCCACAACAAGGCCACUUGAGAUUUGUAGCCUAAAAAUUUUGUAUCUAGGCUGUCAAGCAACAUGAUGGUUUAGAACUGAUCAUAGAGGGUCUUCUGUUAGCCAAGAAAAUUUAGUUGCGUAGCUCAAAUUUAACUUUACGAAUCGUUCGAGGUUGUCGCUAUGAAAAGCUGCGAAAUUUGUAUUUUUAAAAAUGUGAUAAGAAUUCCUACUUCCUCAGUUUUCCUAGUGAGCAUCUACCUUUUUUUUUUUUACCAAUGUCUUUCCAGUGUUUUAUCUAUAUUUUGUCUCAGUAGACGUAAUUAUCCGUAAGACCCCACUAAUCCUGUAAUGAAAAAAAAUCAUCACCCGCUUAGAAUAUCAGUAUGGUUUUAUACUAAAUACGCUUUAUUUUCUAGCGGGAUCACAUCUUGAAAAAUAGCUUUUAUUGAUUAUAUUAAACCUGUGUCUCUUUAGAAAGUCUUUUGAGCUGCACCUUUGUUUGUUGUCUCAUUGAAAGUUUUGCCUAUUAGUUUCAUCACGAUUUUGAAAUCAAAGUUUCUUGUGGGUCUGUAAUGUAUUGAUUAUUAUUUUCGACAAACGGGGGAUAAAUUGUUUGGUGUAAAAUUAAUAGAUUUCCUAACCGUUUUAUUAAAACAGGUUCAAAAAUUGAAAAGAUCACUGGUGGGGUUAGAUUUAUUGUUUGGCGGUGAUGAACCUCAGAAGUUACAUGUAUUGAUUAUUUUAUUUUUGCUCGAUUUGAGGGAAAUAAGAAAAUCCACAAACAGCUGCUGAACCGCCUUGAAGACGAUCUCAUAGUCUAACCUUUCCUGCGUUUGACUUGUAAUAAUUCCAUGUUAUCCGCAAGCUUGAGGGCAGACAUUUCGUCAAAGGUUAGGAAUUUAAGCCUAGUUUUACUCAAGAACUCAGGAAUAUGCGGGCGCUCUUUGAAGUUGUACCCUAACAAGCGACGCGGUUUCCCGAAACAUUCUACUCAUGCUAUGCAAUUUCCUUUCAUCCGGCGGGCUUCGAUGUUUUAAAUUUGACGCUUUUUAUCGAUUCUACGCCUGCAACUUGUUAGACAAUUGUUAGCAUUGCGUGCUUGUGUCCACCCACCCGGCUACACUCUCUCAUCGAGUAGUCUAGCAUUGACUUGUUCACAAUUCCCUUCACAAAGAAGAGCGAUUAACUAUCUCAGUGUAUUGUAGAAAUUAUAUGAAAUGCAGACCUGGAUGGACGUCAUCAUUCAUAAAUGCUUUUUCAUGGCUUGGUUCAGACAAUACUACAAUUCAAUGUAAACUUUAAAAGUCGUGAGGUCUCUUGUAAAUGAAAAAACAAUGACGAAUGAACAGCAGAAUGAAAAAGUCAGCAUCGUAUGCACCGACUCUAUCGACAGAGAUUUUUUCGACUUGUGAUCAACUAUCCCGACAAUUAGAGAAAAUGGCGAAAAGUGAGUUUCAUAACAUCAUUACUGGUAUAAACAACUUAAUCCUGUUUGUAGUAAUUUAUUGUUUUCAAUUCAAGAAAUUCUCUGGUCUGAUAUAAGACAACUUUUAUUUUCGGGAGCAGAUGUCGUGCAGCACAGUGUACAAAACGUUCGCUAUCCGCACCUGAGGGUCAUUUGGUCAAAAAAUUACCAAGAUCUUCCUCUAAGAUGCUACAGCGGGAAUUUUCAAUAAAAACUGAUUCUUUCGGGUACUGCUGUUACAAUAGAACGCUAGAAAAAGAUACCAACGUGGUCAUUUCACUCAGUACGCUCAUCCAGAACAGAAUAUUGAAACUCAUCAGAAAAGAAAGUUAUCGAUCAACCAGAUUUAUACAGCCCAUUCUAUUUUCAGCAAAGCUAAUUAGUUAAAGUCGUUCCUACUUAUUUUGACACUCGUUUUUAAAUAUUGUUUACUGCCCAGAAAUCGCGACAAUCCACAUUUGGCGCGGAGCUCGUUAGUAAAAGUGAACAGAAAAAGUGGUUCGAACACAACCUAGGAAAUAGACGAAGAUAGCGGCUUUUGAAAAUGUUUUGCUACUCGCGGCAUCUAAAUACCUGUCAAACGUGGGUCAACUGUCACAGCGGUGAACAUAGAUUUUAGAUUGGACCACUCUAGAAACGGUUAUUUUCUUUCAAUUAGUUGGCAGUCAAUACUCGUCUUUUGUUGGAAGCUUUUGUGUACUCCUCCCUAACCCUGUUUAUCCCGAGGCAUUACAAUCACCCAAGGGAUUUCUGUUGCUAUUCCGUCGGAUGGGUCUGUUAUUUUACCAGCAUUCAAAACACUUUGUCCAGAUUUGGGCUUUUUGUUUACAUAGACCAUUACAAUAAACAGUCAGAGAUUAAACCGAGCCGCUCAAUCGAUCAGAAAAAAUGCUAUUGUGAAGUCCAUCCAGCCAUAAAGCGCGGAUUUUUGUGCCAGUUUGCUACCGAUACCGACAAAACGUCAGAGAAAAUGUCUUGAAGUGCAUUUGAUGACAAAAGAACGACAUUAGUGAAAACUGCUUUUCAAACCUUUGUCGGAAGCUCCGUUGGAGCAGCUGGUACAAGAAAAUCCGAAUAAUCAGCUUUAAGUGAACGUGAUUGUUAUCCAGUAAUCACAAAGAGAAAUUUGCAUAGAACCUGUACAUGUUCUAUUGUGUCAAUAAACAGUCAGGAAUAGACUUUGACGCGCUCUUCUCUGAAAUUCAGUGCCUUCAGGUAUGUUUCUUGUCCAUUUUACACUAACAUCGCUUGGCUUGUUUUGGUUUACCAUUUGUGAGGAUUUAUUUGCUGCGAUACCAAAUUCUGGAGCUCUUAUUUUGGAUGUUGUUUGUCUUAGAUUGUAACGACUGUUAACUAUAAACACGAAGUAAUGGGCAUAGAACGCUGCUAAAAAGUCUCCGAUUUCUCAUUGCUAAGCCGGUGUGAAAAUAUUUUUUUCCACGAACUGGCUUUCAUUGCGAUGAGCAUAAACGGUGAAUUUGUAAAGUACCUGUAUACUAUUAAAAGGAUAAAUUUCUUUUGAUUCCCUACACAAUUGACAGUCAUACAACACCGGUUGGACAAAGGCUAGGUUUGAAAUUCCUUGGGGUGAAAUGAAAGUGAACACAAAUAGUUUGUUUUUCGAAACUCGUCAUUUCUAAACAAAACUGCAAAAUUGAGGUAGUGCACAUUGUGUCCAUAAUUACGUUUUCCUACUAUAGUUUCGUUGCAUUUCGAGGAAUAUUUGCAUCUAGUCUUGAAAUUGCCGUUUGAAGAGGCCCAAUUUGUAAAUUUAUUUUUCCGACAAAUGCACGCUUCUGUAUCACGGUUGGAGGUCUUUACAGCGGGAAAGGUGUAACUCUAUACUCAAAAACCACUUUACAGUGUUGUUUCCAACCUCCAGCUUCAUGUCUGGUUUUCAUGUUAGUUCAUUUGGACAAAAAUUCGAAAACGAUUGGAGGGAGGUGUAAAACUCACGUAGAAAUUUCACGCAAAUUCUCUAUUGACUAAUGCAUGAUCAUUUCAAAUCUUAGUUUGUUAGGGCAAAGGCAGGAAAAGCACUUAACUUCUGAAAGGAAGCACGCAUCCCAUUUCCUCUGACGUGCAGCGGAACAUUACAGAGAAAACUGGCCUCUGCGUGUUUCUCAGCUGAGUUGGAAUCUUAUUUAAAGGGGAACACGUCUUAAAGAAUAUUAAGUUGUGCGGUUCGCCUUGGGUGCAUGAUUCGAUUACUUUGGGUCUUUCUCAGCAAAGUAUGUCUUACAUUGCCAGUGAGUCAGCGUAGUGCUAUACAUCAACUAAUGUUACGUUCCAUGCUUAUCAUCUAGAUCUAAGUCGUGGAAUGUGAUGAAGACUUUUUGAAACCCAACCAGGCAGAGAGGUAUUUUUCACUUCAGAAACGAUGACGGAUAAGAGAAAUUCGUAGAUCCCUCCUGGGAGCAUUUAUCAAAACAUCAACGGAUUAGUGAAGUCAGCGUUGAAACAUUCCAGAAAAAUUUGCAGCAGCUGAUUUUUUACCUGUCAAGACAUUAAAAAGCGCGGUGACUUCGUGAACUGCUUAAAAACUUCAAGACGCAUCCUGAGAGCAUCGUGGAGAAAUCUUAAAAUAGAAAUGGGAGACACAGAUAACAUGACAAUGUCAUCACCGAACCACACAGAGACUCAUCAGCGAUCUAUUCUAGACACUCCUGAGGGUAAAGCACAGCUUUCUAUUUACGUUCUCACAUUUCUGCUGGGUUCUUUUGGGAAUGUCCUCGUAUUACUGGUGGUUCGAAGUAAAAAACAUCGAACCGUCAACGAUCUCUUCAUUGUCAAUCUGGCCAUCUCGGACCUUUUGAUGAUUGGAUUCCUACCAGUUUACUCGGCGAAAAUUCUGGUACAAUUCCACCACAGUACGGCAUUCUGCAAGAGUGUUUUUCCCAUAGCUACAAUGACGUUUUUUGUAAGUAUAUUCACACUGACAUCCAUGGCAAUCCAUCGCUGCUAUGUCAUCACAAACCCGUUUAAGCCCGAAAUGCGAAAAUGGAAGAUCAUGGCUUGGUUGGUUGGCGUGUGGGUUGCGUCCUUUAUAGCUGUUCUUCCUCUCGUGCUGGCCAUAGAGGGAGGAUUACCUGGAACAGCUGAUUGCCCCGAAUCUUGGCAUUCCGAUGCGCUCAGAAAAGCUUACACAGCAUGCUUGUUCGUGCUGCAGUAUUCUCUUCCUUUGGCCGUUAUCACUGCAGCGUAUAUACGGAUAGCAGUGGAUCUGCUCAAAUCAAGUACAGAGAGAUUUGGACCAGGGAAAAGUCUCAAUAAUAAUCGGCGUGAUGGCAAUGCACUGUCGCGUCUCGCAUGCAAAGAAGAUAUCCAGGUAUUAAAAACCGUAGCUGUGAUCGUGUUAGUGUUUGCAAUUUGUUUGUUACCUCUUCAGCUCAGGUGGAUGAUGUUAGACUUUGGUGGGGAAACCCAAAGGCGCAUUGCCGGUCAAGUGUUUGUUAAAUUCGACGUCCUCCUCUCAAUAUUUCAUAGCUGCCUUAAUCCUCUGGUUUAUGGGACCCUUACGAGGCGCUUCAGAAGAGGCUAUAUCAGAUACUUGAUAUGCCUGUGUCCUUGUUUCAAAGAUCGUGUACCCAAUGGAACUGCGAGCACUACGGGGUAUCAUUAUCAGGACUGUAGCUCACCUACCAACCAGAAUGGUUCAGCUUUGGAUCACGCUGAAAGGACACCUCUUGGACGAGAAAGCCCUGAACACGAAACGAAGAGCACUGAAGUGUAACCUGCCUCUUUCAUAUCCAAUCAGAAUAUGAAACUACAAGUGCGGGGCUGGAAAACCUUCUGCUCGAGGGAGCAUUUCUGAAGUCAACCUGUUUGAAAAGGCUUACCAGGGGAGCACUGAACAGAGACUUGCUCUAGUAACAAACUGGCUCAUAACGACUUCUAGCAUAGAUGGCCUUCCUUGUACUACAGUUACAUCUCUCGAACAGUUUACUGCGAUUAUUGCAAUAGUAAGUAAAAUGAACUUACAAAUAGAGAAAAGCAUGCUUUUGUCUCGCAGCAACAUUCACACGGAAGAAGAUACCUCAGGCUAAAUUAUCUUUCUUUUAUUGCUCAGCGCUGAUCUUAAUAGUGAUUCAAUUCUUUAUUUUAGAAGAACUACGUUUUUUCGGUUUAAAAAUACACAGAAAUUUGCAUGUGACGGAAUCACGAUUUCAUCGAAAAAGUUUUUACAUGCGUAUCUUAGAUGUCUUUAAAGAACGAGUUGAACUGGUUUAAAACAUUUAUUGCGUUUUCUUCGGCUUCGUGUCACAUUUAUUACAGGCAUGUCUAGCAAAAAAUAUACCUGAUCUACUGAAUUUGAAGAAUGCCCUUUUUGGUAACGUCAUCUUGUCUUUAUAUUUUAUGGCUAUUUCACCAUGCUUUGAAAAGGCUAUAUAACUUAGGAGUAAAAUUAUUCGCAUCUUGUACUGUUUUCAUUUGUUUUUCAUCGUGUUUCAUGAUGGUUUAUUCUUCAAAUCUUUGACAAUAUUUGUCUGCCAACUAAGGAGAGAAUUCUGAACAUUUUACCGUGGAACACCUCUAAAGCUUAUAAGUAAGUAAUUUGGAAACUUUUUUAUGAGCGAUAUAUGCUCAAGUUAUUGCCAAUAACAUGGAAUAGACGUGUUUGAUUAUAAUUAGAGAGAACUAAUAUUUUUAACAUGAAGGAGUAAUUUAGUCUUAAUUUGAUACCCUAUCUACACCUAUACUGGUCAGCGAGAAGAACAAAGGUCACCUUAUGCAGAAAACAAGAGCACUUUCCUUUACAACUCGCUGACACUGCAGUUUUAUAUUUUAGUGUGUAAAAUGGCAUUUACCUUAAUUGAAAAAUUAUAUUUUAAAACUGAGUUUGCUCAUGAGCAAACAGUCGGAUUAGCCGCGACAUUUUGUAAUAAAUUUCUUGUAUACACGG
Pocillopora meandrina is the source of this 9993-nucleotide messenger RNA. The record is from the annotation of a GenBank genome assembly. NCBI's taxonomy places the organism in Eukaryota, Metazoa, Cnidaria, Anthozoa, Scleractinia, Pocilloporidae.